Molecule: messenger RNA, 24663 nt
Organism: Plasmodium yoelii
Lineage: Eukaryota; Apicomplexa; Aconoidasida; Haemosporida; Plasmodiidae
Product: conserved Plasmodium protein, unknown function
Exons: 1
Coding region: 1-24663 (8220 amino acids)
Biological process (GO): regulation of DNA-templated transcription; DNA repair
Cellular component (GO): SAGA complex; nucleus; NuA4 histone acetyltransferase complex
Molecular function (GO): transcription coregulator activity
Source: RefSeq, a predicted model, not a curated record
AUGAUGGAGAAAGAAAUUGAGGAUAAAUUAAAAGGACGGAAUUUCCUAUAUAGGAAUAUAAAAUUAGGGGAAGAUAAGAGUGAAAUAAAGAAAAUAGACAAAAUAAAAAUGGCUUUACUAAAUAUGAGUGAUGAAGAAGAGGAGUACUUUUUAAUUGAUAUAUAUCCAUUAAUGAAAAAAUAUAUAGUCAAUUCUAUGCCAUUAGAUUAUUAUAAUAACACACAUGUAUUUCGUAAAAAUAUAUUAACAAUUUUUUAUUCAUUAAUAUAUAAAUUAAAUAAAAUAAAAUAUAUCAUUGAAAUUUUUGAUAUGUGCUUAAAUUCAUUUAUAAAUGAGAGCGAAGAGUGUGGUAUUAUUUGUAUAAAAAUCAUGACAGAAAUAUGCAUAUUGCAUAAAAAUGAUUUAAUAUCAUUUGAUAUUUAUAAAUAUAUAAAUGUUGUAUCUAAGAAUAUUUUAAAAAAAUUUUAUAAUAACAUAAUUAAUAAAGUAAAAAGGGGCAAACUUUUAAAAUCGGAAAUUAAUAUAUACAAAAAAAUCAAAUAUCUUCCCCUAAAUAAUAAAAACUGCAUACAAAGUAGUAAAGACUCAUUAAAAUUUGUUAGAGAAUUAGUUUUGUCAAAUUAUAUUAUAAUAAAUUUAUAUCCGAAGUUAUUAAAUAAUAACGAAAAUUACAUAAAAACAUUAUGUAAAAUACUUUCAGUUAUUAACAUUUUUGAUUUUAAAUGCUAUAAUAAUUUUUUUAUAGAAGACAUUAAAUAUUCAAAAAAAACGAUUUUAAAAACUGCUUAUUAUUAUCAUUUUUCAAAUUCCGAUCCAUCAUUAUAUGGAAAAUCGGACAUUGAAAAAGACAAUCAUAAUGAAAAAUUAAAAUUUUGUCAAAAUAAUAACAUAGAAGAACUUUAUAAGAUUUAUUCUAUAAAAAGUAAUAUAUUUAAUGCAAAUUUCAAUAAUAAACAUAACCUAAAUUAUAGAGACAUUUCAUCAAAUCGUAUCAGUAGUAAUGAAAAUAAUAAUGUGGGAAUACCACAUAAUGAAGAAAGUAAUAAUAAAGAUAUAUUAAUGAAUAAUUUAAAAACUAUAAAAAAGGAAUUUUAUAAAAAUGUGAAAUACAGCAAUUAUUAUAUUGAUAUGUGUAAGGUUAAUGAUUUAGUGAAUUUAAAAAAUAGUGUUAUUCAUAUUUUAUGCAAUUUAUUAAAAUUAGAUUGUAAUAAUAUGUAUUUUGAAUAUAAAGUAUUUUUGGUUCAAAAAAUUAUACAAUCUUUAAAAUAUGAUACACAUUAUACUGUUGAAAGCAAGAAAGUUUUUAUUGAAAAUAUUACAUUGAUUUUACAUAAAAAUUUUGAUGAAACAUUGAAAUAUUACAUAGAUUUUUUGAUUGAUCCCAAAACAUACAUGACAUACUUAACAAAUAAUGAUAGACAUGUAUCAGUAUUUGUAUUUAUGAAGAUUCAUGAUAUAUUUUUAUAUUUUAAAAAUAAAAAUGUUUGGAAUUAUAGUAUAAUAAAAAGUUGUAUAUCUAAUUAUUCCGUUUUUAUAAUGAAUAGUAAUAAUAUUAUUUUCAUUCAGACUAUUUGCUUAAAAUUGUUACAUUACAUAAUUGAAAUAGUGCUUAAAAUUAAGAAACGGAAUUAUAGAUAUUUUUCUCUUUAUCAUGACAUAUUAAAUAUAUUGUUACAUAAAAGUAAUUCACUAAAAUAUGAAUUAUAUAAUUUAUACAAGAAAUUUUUUAAUGUUGCUUAUAAUGAUGUUUUAUUUUUUAAAAAUAAAAAGAAAAAGGGAAAAGCAGGAAAAAAAAUUUCGAAUGUACAAACACUGCGUUAUGAAAAUGCAAUUGGACAUGAUUCAGAUAAUGUGAACGUGCCUCUACAAAGAAUUUUUAUAAGAAAGGUGAAUAGUAAAAAGGUAAUUAAUAGUAAUAAUACAAAUAUUACAGAUUUUAUGAAUAAUUAUUGUAAUCGGCAAAAUGAGAAAAAAAGAAAAAUAAGGCAUUUAUUAUAUGAUGAAGAUUAUUGUAAAAUUGAGGGAUAUGAAGAGAGUAUUAUGGAAAUAAUAAUAGAUUAUAAAUAUUUAUUAUACUCAAUUUAUUCAUGUAUAAGAAGUAAUAUUUAUUAUAUAUAUUUAUAUUUUAAUAAAGAUAUAAUAAAGGUGAAUCAAAUAAUAGCAAAUAAUUAUUGUGACAAAUUUUCAUCAUUGUGUAAUAAUACUACUUUAAGUAAAAACAAAAUAUUUGAAUCACCAAAUAACAAGUUUGAAGAUUCCUUAACAAAAAAUAAUGCAAAUGUAAAAAUAGGCAUAGAUUGUAACAAUUUCAAUAAUGAUAAUAAAGACAGUCAUAAUGCCAAUUUAAAAAAUAAUUUAAUUAGUGGCAAUAGAAGUGAUGAAAUUAAGAAUGUGCAUAAUAAUAUAAACAAUUGUUAUCAUUGCGUAAACUUAAAUCAUUUUGCUAAUAGUGACAAUUUUGUUUUAAAUAAUUAUAAAGAUGUUGGUAAAGACGAUGAAAUGGUUCGUAAUUUGUGUUUAACGAAUCAAGAAUGUUAUAAUUCACAAAACAAUUAUUUAAGCAUUCAUGAAAUUGAAAAUUGUUUAUAUAGUUACAUAUAUGAUUAUAAUAGUAAAAAUAAUAAAAAGUUGGACAGUUUAAUAUAUAAUGGAAAAAACAACAAAAUGGAUAAUUCAGAGUGUUUAUAUGAUUCCCAAAUAAAUAAUACUGUGAACGAUGUGAUGAUCGAUAGUAUAUACAUUCGAAAAAAUAAUCAAAAGAUUAAUAGUGAUACGGGAGAUAAAGAAAAUAAUUGUGAUAAUUUCAAUAAUAAAAAUUUGAAUACAGAUUGUGAGAAAAAUGUUCAUCAAAAACAUUUAAAUAAUAAUAGUAUUUUUGAAGACAUGUAUGAUAUAAACGAUAUUAAUUUUUUGUACAAGGAUUAUAUACAUAUGUCCUCACAUGAAUUGAAUGACAUAUGGUUGAAAAUAUUGUAUAAAUUAUUUUAUCGUAUGCUGAUAUGCUCUAUUUUAUUUAAUUCGUGCUUUUCCUAUACAGUUAUAGACCAGUUAAAUAUACAAAAUGAAAUGGCUAAGAAAUAUCUUAGAAUAAAAAUUUUAAAAAAUAAUAUUUAUGAUAAUGAUGAUCAUAAUAAUGUUGGUUAUGAUGAGAAUUGUAAUCUCAAAAAUAUUGGAAUUAGUAUUAAUGAUUUGUUAAAGGAAGACAAGAAAAAAAUUGUCAAUUAUAUUAAUUAUAUAAAAAGCGAAGAAAGGAAAUUAAUUUAUAUGUCAGCAAAUAUUAUAAUAUGUUUAAAUAAUAAUAAUUUUCAUGAUUUUAUGAAUUAUUCUAUUGACAUAUUAUUUAAAUUGACGUUUCAAUAUCCUCAGAUAUUUAUCAUUUUUCAAAUUUUGGGGACAUUAAGAAAUACCAGUAUGUUAACUUGUAAAGUUUCUUUAAAUUACACAAUUUCAAAAUUAAAGAAAAACUUAAAGCAUAAGAAUAAUUUAAAACCGUUACUUUACUUUAGUAAAAAUGCUCGAAAUAAACAAUUUUGUAAUUUGUCGCGGCAUAAAUUAUUUUAUAAAUUAUAUUCACGCUUUGAUUGUCUAAUAAAUCGAUGCCAUUUAAUUAAUUCCAAUUUAAUUUGUAUUUAUUGUGGUAAGAAAAGCAGGCGUACUAAUAAAAAACAGAUUAAUGAUAAAUUUUGUGAAGGGUAUAAAAAAAUAAAAAUGUCUAAUAAAAGUUGUAAAUAUGGUAAAAAAGAAACAGAUACAAUUGAAAAAGAUUGUGCACAUUGUACGAGCGAUGAAUUUGGUAAUGAAAAAAAUAAUGUAUUUAUUAAUACUAACAUUAUUAAUCGAUAUCCUACGUGUUAUAAUAAUAUUAAUAAACUAAACGUUAAAAAAAAACGAAGAGCUGAAAUAUAUAACUCAGGUAUUGACAUGUCUAUUGAUUGUUUUGAUUUACAAUUUUUAGACGAUUCUAAAAAUGAAGCAAAUAUUAUGAAUAAUUAUUUAUGGAAUAAUUUGAAUUCAUUUAAAGAGUUAAUAUAUCAUGAUGGAAAUAUGUUUUUAUAUAAAGAGAAUAAUAGUAUCAAUAAAUUAAAAUUAAUUAAUUCAUGCAACAUAAAAAAGAAAAACAGAAAAAAAGGAUACUUUUUUCAUAAUAUAAAUAAAUGUGAUCUAAUUUACUCGGAAAAGUUUAUAUUAAAGGAUAUUAAUAAGCAUUUUCAAUUACAAAAAGAAAAAAGAGAAUUGAAUACAAAAAAAAAAUUAAUAGAAUUUGGUGAUUAUAGGAAAAGUGGUUUUUUAUCUGAUGGAAAUGAAAAUAUAAUAUAUUCAAGAAACAGAAAUGAACACCUAGGGUCGAAUAUAAAAAAGAAUUGUGUUUUAUUAAAUGAUUAUAAUUAUAAAAGUGAAAAGAAUGAUGAAUAUAAUAUAGAAAAUAAUUUUAUGAUUAGAACUAAAAGAAAGAACAAGUUUCGUGAUUAUAUAAAAUCAAACAAUUGCAUAAUGGGAUAUAAUUCAAUUUCUAUGAAUGAUACGUUUAAUAAAUAUUUAACUAACAAUGAAUUAAUUAUAAAGAUAUUAUACUUUAUUUUAAAUGUUAUUAAAUGUUAUCCGAAUUAUUAUUUUUAUUUUUUACACGAAUUAAGGGAAAUUUCUGAAAUAUGUUAUGAUAUAAUUUCUAAAGACAAUAAAUGUGUUGAAAUUAUUAAUUUAUUAAAAUAUAUUCUUGAAACUGUUUGUUAUAUAAAUUAUACUAAUUCUAUGAAAAACAAAAAUGAAUCUACAUCGUCAAUUGAUUCUUUGAAAACAAUUUUGUCUAAUAAUUAUAAUAUAAAUAAUAUGGAUGGUAUUAAAUGCACUAAAUGUGACCACACUUAUGAGAAAGACAAUAAAAAUUGUAAGAAUUUGGAAAGUAAUCUUUUUAUAAAUAAUAUUAUUAAAAGUGUAAAAGAAGAGAAAUGUAAUGAUAAUAACAUAAAAAUGUAUUCUUUAAAUAGUCAGAAUAAUCACAAAUUAAAUAUAUAUUCUAGUAAUAAAGAAAGUAUUACCAACCAUAUUAAUGAUAUAAACAAUGAUAAAAUUUUUAAUACGAAUUAUAACAUGUAUAUUUGCAAAAUGGAGAAUAAAGAUAACAUUCACUGCGAUGUAAAAAAUAAUGAACAUUCAAAUUAUAAAAUAAAAAAAAUUGAUAUAAUUUAUAGUUUUAUUCAAUGGUUUGAAAAAUCAUAUGCUUAUUUACCCAAGUUGUAUAGAAUGGUAUUAUGUGAAACAUGUUUGAAUUUACCAAUUUGCAGCUUUUUGAAUGGAUAUUUUGAUUUUUAUUUAAAAUGUUUAUUAGUUUGCUUAAAUUCUAAAAGUAUGAUAAUUAUCAAAACUGCAUUAAAAUCGAUAGAAGACAUUUUAUUUAAUGUUGAUAAUGUUAAAAUAAAAAAUAAUUUGUAUUCUUCUGUUUGUUAUAAAAAUGGAACAAAAUUUUACAUUUUUACAUGUCUAAUGAAAUUACUAAGAAAGAAGGUUAAUUUUGACUCUAGCUUUAAUAAUAUAUAUGAGCAAAAAUAUUAUUUUAAUGAUAUUUUUAGAAACUCAUACAAUAGUAAUAUAUAUUUAGAAGGGGAUUUUGUGUGUAGAAAAAAUAUGCCAUCAGAAAGAGAAAUAAAUAAAUAUUUACAUAAACUAUAUAUGGAAAAUAUAUAUAAAAUUAUAAAAAUAUAUUUUAAUUUUAUUAAUAAUAAUGAAUUAAUUAAAAAUUUAUAUUCAGAUAUGAAUAAAAAGGUGUAUAGAAAAGUUCAUUUUAGAGUCGGCUUUUUCCUAAAAUGGAAAAUAAAAAAUGAAAACUCCAAAAUAAAAAAUAUAAAAAAUAGAAUGGUGAUAUGUAAUGAUAAUAAACUUGAAGGACAUGCUCAAAAUUGUGUUAAUAAUGACGAAAAUAAUUUAUAUACCAAAAGAAAGGUUAAUACAUUCCUAGAGGGUAAUGCAGAAAAUAUGCCUAUUGAAUUAGACAAAAUGGAUAAAACAAAAAAAAUAAGCAAAACGAAUGAAGAAAUAAAAAUUUAUGAAAGAAACAAUAAACGAAAAAAGAUUAGCCAUAAUAAUGUCGAAAUUGGAGGAUUGGUGAAUAAAGAAGGUAAAAAUAGCAUAAGUGUGUUUGAAGUAAAUGGUGACAAUACAGAUAGCAAUGUUAAAUGCAUAGGUAAAUGUGAAAAAGGAAAUAAAGACAAAUUGUCAACGAAUAAUGUCAAAAGUAAUAUAAGUUAUGUAAAAAUAAGUGAUAACACUUGUAAAAAUAAUUCUAAUAUGAAUUUAUUUCCCUUAGAUAAUAUAUUUCUGAAUAAUAAUUAUGAUAACAUUAUGGAACACAUUGAUUUAGAAAAAACAAUUGAUUAUUGUUAUAAAGUAUUAAAGCGGAGCAUGAAAAACAAUGGUUUGAAAUAUUUAUAUUAUUAUAAAAAUUGUCAGUUUCAUAUUCCUAAGCAAAAAAUAGUUCUCAAAAAUGAAAAUGUAUUAAAAAAAAAUAUAAUAAAUAAUAAGAAAAAGAAUAAAGAAAAAUUCAUAAUCUUUAAUUUUAAUGAAUUUAGAAAUAGGUUCAAAAGAAAGUUUAAUUAUGAGAAUAUUAAUACAAUAGAAAAUAAUUGUAAGAAGAAAAAAAAAAGUGAUCGAAUGGGUAAUUUGCUUGUGUCUGGAGAAGAAAAUAAUCAUAAAAAUGUUGUCUGUUCAAAUAUUGGGCGACCAAAACAGCAUGAUAUCGAUCUUAAUUGCAAUAUGGAUAAAAUGGGAAUAAAAAGAGAUGAAACAAUAGAAAAAAAGGAUAUUUCAAUUAAAAAUAAUUUAUAUGCAUUAACAAAUAAUAAUGUAAUUGGUGAUAAAUUAAAAAAUGAAAAGAGCGGUUUGAAUUUUCCAAAGAAUACAAAGGCAAACUUUAUUCGUAAUAAUUAUAUGAAUUACUUCGAAAAAUCUGAUGUUUGUUAUAAUUGCAUUCAAAGAGAUCAGCGAAUUAAUUGUUAUAGAAUAAUCAUUACCGUUUUUAUUUUCCUUUUUAACCAUUCUAUAUGUAUAUCUGAUUUUUAUGAGUAUAUGCUUAAGGUGGGAGCAAUUAAUAAUGAUUUUAUGAAUUCGUCAAAGGAGAAAAAGGGUGAUAGUAAUUUAGAUACCAAGAAUAAUGAGAAAAGUGUACCCCUCAAUAAUGGUUAUAAUUCUAAAAAAGGUGUGAAUAAAAAUAAUCAAAAUAAUUGCGGAAAAAAUAAGAGUAAUAGUAGUAAUAAAAAGAAAAAAGUGAUUAACUCAAACAAUACUGAAGUGUGUAAAGAAGAGAAUACUAACAAUAAUACAGAAGACAAUCGAUUUAAAAAAAAUACACAUAUAUCUAGUUCAAAGAAAAGGAGAAGGUACUCUUUUGAAUAUUGUACAUGCAAGAAAUAUUUAUAUAAAUGCACAUUUAUAUAUAGGGAUCCUAACAACAAUUUCAUUAGGAAGAUAAUGUAUUGUUUUUUAGUAAUGUUAGUCGAAAUAAACAUGAAUAAAAACAAAACACAAGGAGAUAAAUUAAAAAAAUGUGAUUCUCAAAGUGCUCAUAGAAAUGAAGAUAUGUCAUAUAUGAAGGUAUGCAUAAGAAACAAAGAAGGAAAAAAAAAAAAAAUAUAUAUAAGGAAUUGUUAUGACGAAAUACGAAAUGAUAAAUUAAGAGAGUUAGUAAAACAUAUUAUUAGAAGAAUGUCUUUAAUAUUAUCAAGUAGAUUUGUUUUAACAAAAAAAAAUAAUAUGGUCUAUAUAAUGGCGCAUAAUAAUGAAUUAGAUAUAUCAUCAUUUAUUUUUACCUUUUGUAAUUUAAUUGAGUAUUGCCCUCGUUUUGUGGAAACAGCAGUACAAGGUCUUUAUUUUAUAGAAAAGGUUUUAAAAAGUUUGUUAAAUGUGCAACCUGUAAAAAUGAAGAAAUUCAUGAAAUCUAAUUUUUUUUCAAAUUUAUGUACAUGCAUAUGCAAUAUUUGUUAUAAUUCAAAAAUUAAAAAAAAAAUAUUUGGGUUAUUAUUAUUACUAAAAGCCAUAAGAAUUUUACACCCAUAUUGGAUUAAAUAUAAUAUAUAUAGUAUUAUACACACUUUACUAAUAUGUUAUGAAAAAUAUAAUUUAAAAUAUCUAAAAAUUAUACAUAUUUUAAUUGAGGAAUGCUUAACAAUGACAUUUGCGUCGUUAUAUAUUGGAUAUGCUGGUGAAAUAAAUGCAUAUAUAUUGAAUAGUUUUUCAUCCUCUGAAAAUAUAUAUGUAGAGGACAUAAAUAAUUUAUAUACAUAUAUAAAUAUGAAAGAAGAAAAUAGUUCAAAAAGAUUAAUAUAUUUUAAGGAUUAUACAAUUGAGAAGAUUAAAAAAGAUGCAGAAAUAGUUAAAAAAUUUUUUUCAAUGAAUGAAAAAGAAUUAUACAACAAAAAGUGUGUAACUAAUUGUAAGGGCAUAAAAGACAAACGCGUUUUAAAAAAAAAUGAAUGUUUUUGGUAUAAUUAUGAUGAAAUAUAUACAUGGGAAAUUUUAACAUCAAAAAUAAUGAAUAAAAGAAAUAAAAAAGAUGUUUCAAAAAUGAUGAAGAUAUUAUUUAAUGUAUUAAAAAUGUUUAUGGAUAAUUUGAAUAAAGACGAAUAUGACAGAGACUUUAUUAAAAAGGGGUUUAUUAUUGUGUCUAAAGUAUUAAAAACAAGCAUCCGAAAUUUAUUAACAUAUAAAUUUUCGAUUAAAAAUAAUAAAGAUGUAUGUUUAUAUGAGAUAUUUAUGAAGGAUUUUUCUAUUUUAAAUUUUCUAACUUCGUCUUUAAAACGAAAAAUUUGUUAUCUCGAUUUGUAUUGCUUUUUAUUAUCCCAAAAACCGUAUAUAAAAUUUGAUUUCAUUAUAAUAGAAAAAUUAAUAGAAAAUAUUAUAAAAAUUAUAGAUUAUUUAAAAAAAAUAGAUGGGAAAAAUAAGUAUUUUACGUAUAUUAUUAAUGGAAAUGUAAUGAAUAUUUCUUCAAAUGAUGAUAUAGAUGUAGACAUGCUCAAUAUUGUGCAUAUGGAGCAAAUAAAUGGUGGUAAUUUAAAAAAUAAUAAUAGUAUUAUUUUUGAUCAUGGUGAUAUAAAUAGUUCCAAUGUAAAAGAUAAAACAGUAAAGCAGUUGAAUGAAAAUAAUAUCAAUCUUAAUGAAAAAGAAGAAAAUACCGAUAUGAAAAAAAUUAUAGAAUUACAAAAUUUGUAUAAAAAAAUUAAGGAGAACCGUGACAUUUAUAUGAAUAAUAGUAAUAUUAUUAACAGUAGUUUUGGCCCAUUUAUAGAAUAUGAUGAUGCUAUGAAAAAAUGUCAUAAUGUGGUAUCUAAUGAAACAAUAGAUACUAAAAAUGAUAAAAUGUUGAAAAGUUUGGACGAAUAUAUUAAUAAUGCGAAAGAAAAUAUACUCAAUACGAGUUCGAUUUUAGAUAGUGGUAAUAUAGAAAUAAAGAAUGAGAGAUUUAAUUCGGUUGCGUCCUUGUGUUAUAACAAUAAUGCGCGUAUUAUUAAAGGAUAUAAUAAUUUUAGCAAUAAUCAUUUGAAAGGCACACAUAUAAAUCUAGAUAAUGAGGCAAACAAACAUUUAUUAAAUAAUAUGAAUAAUAAUAAGGAUGGUUCUUAUGAAAAAAAUGAAGGUCCAAAACAAAAUCUCAAUCAAGAAAUUGAAACAAACAGUACAAAAGUAAAUGCUCAAGAUAACAAAAUUAAGAUGGGGGUAGAAAAUGAAAUGAAUCUAAAAAAUUUGACUAUUGAAAUAAAUGAAAAUCUUACAAAUAAUAAGAAUAUAGAAUAUAAUAAUAAUUUAAAUUUUUAUUUUAAGAAAGACGAAGAGUUUGGUUUAGAUGGUAAAGAAUCAUGCAUGGAAAUAUCAAAUAAUAUCAACAUGGAUAAAAUGGAAGAAAACAUGAUGAGCAAUUUUUUGAAUGAUAAAUUUCAAACAAUCGAUUUUUUAAAAGAUCAAUUUUUAAAAGAAGAGCGGAAUAAUGUUAUAACAUUUUUUUCUUAUUUUAUGACACUUGUAAGAAUUUGUUUUACUCAUCCAUCAUAUAAGUAUUUACUCCCUAUUAUGAAUCCAAGAUUAAAUAAGAAAAAGGAAAUAUUAUAUAAUCGUUGUAUUCAUAUAUUAUUAGAUUUUUUAUUUAGUGACCAAACAGAUUUGUGUAAUAAAGCAGAGGAAACUAUACGUUAUUUAAUAUUGGAAAAUGAGUGUGAUAAAGAUACAGGGAAAAAUGGACAUACCAAAAAACGAAGAUCUGAAAAUAUUAAGCGAGAUGCAAUUGAAAAUAAUUUAUUUAAUAAUUUUCAAAAGAGUGAUUCAUUGAAAUUCGCAUUGAGAAAUUAUGAGAAUAAAAAAUGUUCAAUAAAUAAUUUAUUAAUAAAUAAAAAUGGUAAUAAAGCUAAUGAAAGACAUAAUAAAUUAACGAAUAUGAAUAAAAAUUCAAUAAAUGGAUUAAAAUUAAAUAAGGAUGAUUUUAAAUUAUAUUUGAAAUCAAUUUUAGGGAAUUUGUCUUAUGCUUUGAAACAUAAAUCCUUUAUUUUGAAGAAAAAUUUUAUCAUAGGUCUUAGUAGAAUAUAUUACUUAUUUCCACAUUUAUUUUCCCCUUUUUUAAUGGAUGGGUUUGUUAAAUAUCUUAUUUUAUUUAAAGAUGUUAGUGCAAAUAAUAAAGCAGCAUAUAAUAAUAUAGAUCAUGUUAUAUGUAUUUAUUCAGAAUUUCUUAAGGCACAAAAUUUGUCUUAUGAAAAAUACAAGGAGAUAAUGGAUAUAUUUUUAAAAACAUAUAAUAACUUUAAAAAAGGAAGCAUAAAUUUUAUAAAUAACAUAAUUGAAUUGGACGAACAUAUGUUAGGUUAUACAAAAAAUAAAAGGCUAUCUUGUAAAAAUAAUAUUUCACAGGCUAUAAAUAAUUUAAACACCAAAGAAAAUUCACAGGGUAAUGAAAUUAAUAAUACAGCGUUAGAUAAUAUUUCUAAUAAUAUAAAAGGAAAAGGAACUAAUAAUACAAAUAGUAGUAAGAAGAAAAAAACGAAUAGCAAUAAAAAAGAUGUGGAUAAUGAAGGAAAAGGGAGAACCGAAAAUAACGGGAAUAACAAUAGCAGUAAAUAUAAUGAAAAUGAUUUCAUGAAGCAUAAUUCUACUGAUCAAAAUAUUUCUAAAAAUAAUGAUGACAUUGAAUUAAAGAGGGCACCAUUAUCGAACCAAUUAAAUACAAUUGAUGGAAUUGAUACAAAUAAUAUUAAAAACUUUAUUGGAAUAAACUAUUCUUAUAUGCAAAUUUUAUGUUAUUUAUGUUGUAAUAAUUAUGAAAAUACAUUUAAAUAUUUUAUGGCAAAUAGACACAAUAAUAUAAUAUUUUCAUCCUUUAUAUCAUUAUUAAAUUUAAAGAUGCUAUCAGAAUUUCGGAAAUAUAUAUUUUUAAAAUUUAAUGUAUUUGGAAAUAUUCUUUUAAAAUAUUUUUCAAGUUUCAAUUCAAAUGAUAUAUUGGUUCAUAUAUUUAAUAUAUUUGUCUUAAAUAUAAAUAUUUCAAAAUUGAAUAAAUUAGUUACAUAUGACUAUGCGAAAAUGAAAUUAUUUGUCGAUAAGACGUUUCACGUAAAUUUAGAAAAAAAACAUGCAAAUGAAAAAAGGAAAAAUGAUUGCAGCUUUUUAGAAGGUGCCGAGAAUAAUUUUGCCAAUAGUAAUAAUAAUGAAGAAUGCAAAAAAAACAAUAAAAAAAGUUUAAAUGAGAAAAUGGAGAACAAUAAGGGAGAGGACCCAAAUAACAGUGUGCAAGAAGAAAUGUUUAUUGGAUACGAUUUGAAUAACAGCAAAGUAUUGAGCAAUUUAUUUAUUAUUAUAAAUAUUGUUCAUGUUAUAUCAAAAUAUGAACCUUCGUGCAUAUUUUUGAAUUUUUAUAAUCAAAGAAUUUGUAAUAAUUCGAUUAGCAUUGUUGAAAAUUUAUACUUGUGUAUUAGUUAUAUUAUUAGUGAAUACAUUUCAUUGAAGAACAACAAUUUUGUCUUAUUUUUAAACAAUUCUGAAUGUAGAAAAUGCAUUAAGAUAUUUAUAAUUUUUUUAAAAUUUUCAAAAUAUUUUCAUAAAUAUAUAGAAACAGAUUUUUGCAACCGAAAAAUAAAUAAUGAAGAAAUGGAGAAUUGGUUUAAAGAAUUAGAACAGCGAAGUAAAUUGCAUAAAGGUAUUAACAGCAGUAAAAGCACCAAUUGCAAUAAUAAUAUAAUAGAUAUAAUUGAACAUAAUGAUUAUCUUUUUUAUUUGAGAACUAAGAUAUUUAUUGUACUAAUUUUUAUAGUAUCGAUGAGCAAAAAUGUAGAUUAUAGUUAUACAACUGAAUUUAUUAAAAAAUAUGUAAAGAGGAAUUUAAAAUAUCGAGAAAAGAGAUAUUUAUUUUUUUCUAUUAUUCAUAUUUUAAAUCGUUUUAAAAUGACAAUUUUAAAUAAAUUUUAUGAAAUUUCAUUAAGAUACAUAAUUAUUCCAUUAUUAAAAAAAUAUAUUAAAAGGCAAGAAAAUAAAAAAUACAUAACUUAUACAGAAAAUUGUUUGGAUUGGGAAAAUGAUACAUUUUUAAUUGAUGAUAAAAUUUUUAUUAAUUUAUUGUCUAAAUCAUUUUUGAGAUCAGAUAUUAAUUAUACUCAAGAUAUUAAUCGAAAAUCAAGUUUGAGUAACAAUAAGAAUUCUACCUUGGCAUUUAAGAGCGUGAUUAAAAAUAAUGACGAAUAUAAUAAAAAUAAUUUUAAUUUUCCAUCGCAAUGCUCAAUUUGUAAGAGAGUUACAGUAAGUAAUAAUAUUAGCUGCAAUGAUAUGCUUAUUAAUUGCGAAAAUGGGGGAAGCAAAAUGUUCAUUAAUGUUACUGAAGAUGCUCAUGAAAAUACAAACAGAAAUUGUCGACGAACUGAAGGAGAAAAAAGUGAAGCGAUUAAUAACACUUAUGGAUAUUUACCACUUAAUGAUGAUAUGAAUAAUAUGGGAAACACAAUAAGAAUGAACAAUAUGAAGAAUUUGAAUGUUUUGAAAAAUAAAAGAGAUGGAAAAUAUAUACAUCAUUUAGAUGAUUAUGAAAGUAAUGGUAAGGGUCCUAAGAAUUAUUGUCUAUUUUAUACUUCAAUUCAUAGAGGAAACUAUAAUAUGACGCAAUACCCUUUUUAUAAGAAUGAUUUAUUUCUUAAUACGCAAGAAUUAUUUUACAUUUUAAUAUCGUUUCUAAAUUGUUCUAAUAGCAUUGAAGUAAUAGCUAAUAAAUUAAUUGCGUGUAAUGUAAUUAUAGAUAUUGUAAGAAGAUUAAGCUCAAAAAUGGGAAAAAAAAAAUUAUUUAUUUGUCUUAAAAAUUAUAAUAUGAUGUUUUUACAACACCAUAAUGAAUAUAUAAAACAAUUAAGUAUAUACAACAUAAUUAGUAUUUACAGGUAUGGAUUUAGAAAUAGGGUAAAUGAUUUGAAAUAUAUUUUUGAGUUAUUAUUUAAAUAUAAAUGUGAAGAAGAUAAUUAUUUUUUAAGGAGAAAUUUCGAACAAUUGAUAAGUUUAUUUUGUUUGGUCCGUUUAGAAAAUAAUAAAGUUUCGAUGAAAAAUAUAAUUUGGCAUUAUUAUUCAAAGAAGCGUUGUUUUUAUAUGAAAACUUUUAAUCAGUAUAUUACUUCUAUCAUGGGUGACGAAAACAAUGAUAUUUCCUGGGGCUAUCAUAAUUUAAGAAAUAUUAAUUAUUUUUUCAAUUAUAAAAAUUAUAUUACGGAAUAUUUCAAGAAGGGUAAAAAUCCUUUCGAAAAAAUGCAUGUAUUAAUAACGGUUUUAAAGAACAAUUAUGUCUUUUUCAAUGAUUGCCCAUAUAUUAUAGCAUCUAUGUUAAAACAUCUUAAAAAAAUUGCAAAGCGUGCUAACUAUAAAAAGAAUGGUGAUUUGUUAAUAUUAUGUUUGAAGAGUAUAUCUACUUUUAUAAAAUUUAAUAUUUUUUGUAAUUGUGUUCAUGAUAUGUUUAGUUUGAAAAAUGGCCAAGUGGUUAUAAAAAAGUUUGAAAUUAUGUCAAAUUUGAAGAAAGUGGAUACGAAAAAAUACGAAAGUAGCUUAAAGGAGUGUACCUGCAAAUAUAUUGUGAAUUGUAAUGAUUUUGAGAAUUCAGAAGGGAUGGGUAUAAAUUUAUCUAACAAUGACAAUAGAAAUUGUUCUGUAUGUUAUAAGGGCGAAAAUUUAAAAAAGACGAAAAUAUUUGAUGAAAUAAAAAAUGUCAUAUAUAAUUAUUAUUAUCAAAAUAAAAAUGAUAGUAUGAGAAAUAUAUUUUUGAUUGGAAUUGUAAAUAUAAUUAAAAAAUACAAAUAUGUUUAUGUAAACUUAAAUAUAUUGAAUUUGAUAGCAAAUUUAAUAGUUUCUACUUUAUUACAAUGGCAGUACGAUGUAUCUCUAAAUAAUAUAGUGAAAGAAAUCCUCAUUAUUUUUGAAGAUAUAUUAAGAACGAAAAACAAUGCAAAGCUAAAAUAUUUAAAUAUGUAUAAAAAAUUGCUUUACUUUUUUUUUAUUAAAUGUGCUAAUAAGGAACUAUUAGCGCCAAGCACAUCACAAUGUUUCAAUAUGAAUAAUUUAACUAAUGAAAACCAGAAUUAUAAUAGUAGCAUACUAAAUGAUUUAGUUUUUAAUAUAAAUCUUUUUGAAUCAAAAUAUGAUAAGAAUGAAAUGAGAAAAAUCGAACUUGAAGCGAUUUUAAUGAAGGAGAUUGAAAUGGAUAAUAACUAUCAAACUGGUCAAUAUAAAAUUUCAGAUAAUAAUUUAUACACACAUGGGAAUAAUGAAAAUAAUAAUUUAAGAAAAGACAAUUUUAAUAAAUUAACAUAUAAAGACAAAUUGUUAUGUUCUAGUUUAAAUGAUAAGCAGAUUGAUAAUGGCAAUAAAAGAUGUAGUAAUAGUAGACAUGGUGACGAUGUUGAAUAUACUAUGUGCUCAAUUAAAAAUUUAGAAAUGGAAAGUAACCCCAAAAUUGGACCGUUAAACAAGGAAACAUUUAUAAAUAAAAAUAAAACUAUUAUAGAAAAUAAGGUGUGUGAUGACAUUAGUAAGAUAAAUAAGCUAAAUAAAUUUUACGAAAAGAUAAACAACGAAUAUAAUAAGAAAUAUAUAGUCGAAAUGACCUAUAUGAUACUAAAAGUGGCAUUUAAAUAUGCGAAUAAAAAUAAUAUUUGCAAAAAAUUGAAUAUUUUGUGUUCUAUUUUUUUUCUUUUAAUUAACUGUAAUGACACGAAGAUUGAAAAGAAUGUUAUUUUACUCAUUAAUCAUUUAAUAUUAAAACAUAAGUUAUUUAUACCAAAUUUGAGAAAUAUAUUAGAUAAGAAUUAUAUUAAGGAGAAAUGGAUAAAUAAAAGUUUUUUUUCAUAUUUAUUAUUUGAUAAUAACUUUGUAAAGGAAUACAAUUAUGAAGAAAACAUAAAACUUUUGUAUGAAAUGCUUAUUAGCUUAUGUAUUAAAGGAAUGAAUGAAUAUACAAGUAGAGAUAAUUCAUUUUACAUGAAUAAAUGUUUACACAUUAAAAUAAAAUUAGAAACCUCGAUAUUGAUAUUCUGGUUUUUUAUACAAUUAUAUAAUAGUUUUUCAUCAGAGAAUAAUUAUAAAGAAUUAAUUAAGUUUUUAUUAAUGGAAUAUUUGGGAAAUUUAAAAAAUAUUUCAAGUUACUGUUUUAGAAAAAAUAAAUUCCGAAUUUUAAAAGAACUAAUAUUUCUGAUGAACAAUAUGUUGUAUUUAUUAGACAAAAAAGAAAUUCUUUAUUUUUUUAAAACCAUACUUAAACUUUUACAUAUGGAAAGAAAGCGCAACUCUAAUUUUGAUUUAUUUAUAUUAAAAGUUAUUCAACAAAAUAUCAUAAACAAAUCUACACAUUGUAAUAGCGACAUUAUUGGAAAAUAUCAUGAUAAUACUUUCGGUUAUUCGUCAGAUUUUUAUUUGGACUAUUCCUAUUUCUCGAAAUUAUAUGAAGAAAAUUGUGAUGUAUACAAAAUAUGUAAUAAAAAAAGCGAAAUUAAAAAUAAAAUCGAAAAAUAUUUUAGCAAUAAGAAAGGAUGUGAAAUCAAUGUUAAUAAAUAUAUAAAGUAUAUAAAUAAUUUAAGGAAUAAGAAUGCUAAUUUUGUUGGUUAUUAUUAUAAUUUAGGAAAAUGGAAUGACCGAUCUCUUUCAAAGAAUAGAAUAAUAUAUGAUAAAAUUUUUAAAUUGAAUUUUCGAAAAAAUUUAAUCAAGAAAAAAUUGAAUAAUAUGAAUAUUAGUGAUGGCAUAUAUAAUAUGUUAUUAAAAAAAAAUGGAAAUAUUAAUAGUUCUACAUGCUAUAACGGUAACGAUAAUAAUAGUUUGAAUAAUGCUUACUCUUUCGGAAAUAAAUUACAAAUAUUCAUUGAUAAUAAAAUGCAAAAAAUUGUAAAAAAUGAUAUAAAAAAGAGAAAUGUUUUUGCUAAAUUGUAUAUUGGAAAUGUAGUAGAAGACGCUUUAUUUAAUGAUAUACUUUUGUGCAGAAAAAAGAAAAAGCUUAAGGAAAUAUUUUGUAUGAGCAAUAAAAAUGAUUAUAAUAGUAGUGUGGGAAAAAAUGCAAAUUUAUCAAUUGAAGAAAUGGCACAUAUAAUUAGCAAAUUAAUUUUGUUCGAUUAUUCUGAAGAUUAUUAUAGUUAUGUGAAAUAUUAUGAUAUAUUACUAUAUUUUAUUAGGUGUGUAAAAAGUCAAUAUUCUGAAAAGUAUGAUUUAACAUAUUUAAAAAAUAAAAUUUUUGCUAAACUUUUACCUAAUAUUUUAAGGGGAACAUUUUCUUUUUUACCAAAUGUCCAACAUGUAUGCAUCCAAAUUUUUCAGAAAAUAUUUUUGUCUAACGAUUUUUUUCAAACAAUAUGCAUAUUGUUUAAGGAAGACUAUUUCAAGUAUAUUAUAGACAAAUAUUUUAUAUCUCUUUUUGUGCGUAUAUUCUUUUCGUUUUUUAAGCAUAACAUUGAUAUGUAUCUAUGUUUUAAAAAUAAAACUCAAGGAUUAAUUCCACAUUUGUGUAGAAAUAGAUAUUGGAAAAAAGGGAAAGCAGUACAUGGUACAAAUUUAACAUUCUAUAAUAGAGAAUUAAAUAAGGAGAAAGGAAACAAUAUAAAUAAAAACGAUAAAUCUAAAAUCGAAGAUUGUAAAAAAUUGAAAGAAAAAAAUUUUAAAAUAUACAAUUCAAAAUUUCAUGAUUGGAAAUACUAUUUAAAAAAAUAUUGCAAUGAGCAAAAAAAUUUUAUAGAUAAAUGUAAAUACAAAUUAAUUAAAUCUAAAUAUUUAUUUCAACCAAUUUUAUGUUUGGUAAAUAUUUUUAAGGAAUAUUGCAAAGAUAUAUGGAUAGAUAUAUUUUCUCAAUUGUUCAAUUAUUUAAACUAUGAACAGAUUAAUUGUUUAAAUUUUUGUGUUGUACGUUUUUUGUAUAACUAUAUUAAUAUAUAUGAGAUGAAUGAAAAUAAUUAUAACGUGAAAAGGUUUAUAUACGCAGAUGAAAAGACAUCGACAAGAAAUCCCAUUUAUCGGAAAAAUGAUUAUAAAAAUGAAUACAAUAUUAACGUUUUAGAAACGAUGUUAGUAUGCAUAUUUAAAGCUAAUAUUUGGCCAUGUGUUCCACCAGAACUUAUAUUUUAUUGCUCAAGCAAAUUUUGUACAUUCGAAGUUUCGAAAUAUAUGUUACAAGCUUUACUAUUUUAUAAUUUGAAAAAAAUAAAAGAGGCUCAAUGCAGAAAUGAAACCAGUGAUGCGGUUACUAUAAUAGAUCAAGUAAAUACAUAUAUGUCUAUUAAUAAAAAUAAUAAUGCAUUAUGUAAUAAUGAUAUGAAUAAAUUAUUAGGGAAACAAGAGAAUGUAAUAAAUAUGUUAAAAACAAAAAAAGUUAAUUCAUUUGAAAAAGUAUAUAAUAAUAAUAUAUGCUCAUUACAGCUUGUUCAAAAUAAUUACAAACAAACUCUUAAUUAUUUAAUCGAAAUAAACAGACAAUUAAAUGACCGAGAUAGUGUUUAUGCAUUAUAUCAAUUAUAUAUUAAUAAUAAUGAAUUUUCAAAAUCUCUAUUUUACAAUCAUUAUAAUCUUUAUCAUAAAAAUGAAUCUAAUUAUAUAAAGAAUUUUAUGAAAUACGAAAAUUUAGAAUUAACAAAUGAAGAACUAAAUAUAAAUAAACAAAAUUGGAUCGAAAAACUAAAUUAUUUUAACAAUGUAUCUACUAUUUCUGAGUAUAUGGAAUUAAUGAAUUUCAAAAAAGAGAAAAUGUCUAAUGACAUGAACAAAUAUAUUAAAUUUGGUAAUUCAUUAUAUUGUUUAGAAAUGGAAAAGGGUAAUGAUACAAUGCUUUUAAAUACAAAUUACGAAAGUUUAAGAAGUGAAUAUUUAAAGCGAUUAAAUAAUGUAUACUCAAUAAUAAACGAUAAUUUGAUAAGUAUAAAUGAGGAUAAAAAUUACGAAAUGGUAGUUAAUGAUAUUAAUUUUCCAAAUGAAAAUAUGAAAAAUAAACAAAUUAUUGAUGAAAUUGAAUUAAAAAAUAAAAUAAAAUAUAGACAAAAUUUUGAAAAUGUUCAAACUAAUACUUUGAAAGAAAAAAUCGGAAAUUCGAAUAUGAUAAAAAAUAAUAAUGGCAAUAAAAGAAGACAUCGAAAAAACAGUUUAAGUAUGGGAAUACCAAAUAAAAAGGAGGAUACAAAAAUUCAAACAACUAUUCAUGAAUAUUUUAGAACUACAAAGGAUAUUGAAGAAGUAGUAAUUGAUAAAAACAAUUUAACAGAAAAACAGGUGGACAAUUUUAAUGGAAAUAUGGGCAUUCAUAAGAAUUGUAGUUAUUCAGUAAAAGAUGAUAAAAAUGGUAUCUGUAACCAUGCUGAGGGCGAAAAAAUAUAUAAAGAUAUUAAUGUUGAUAAUAAUAGAAGCAUAAACAAUUUAAAAUUACCUAAUGAGUUAAAUUGUAUGGAUAAAAAUGAUAAUAUAGAAGACAUUUCAAAUAUGUAUCUAAAUAAAAUAGCUUAUACGUUGAAAAAGAAAAGAGAAAUAAUUAUAGAAAAUACAUAUACUAAUAAUAAGAAUUAUUGGGAUGAGGGUUGUUUAAAAAAUAGGAAUGGACAUUGUGAGAAUAAGUUGGACAUGAAAAAUGCUUUAAUAAAUAAUAAAAAUGAUGAAAAUAAUAAUAAGGACUUUAUUAUUAAGAAAUUUAAAUUUGAUUUAAAAAAAAAUGAUAUAAAAAUGGUGAAGGAUAAUAUAAAUAGCGGCAUUGAAUUAUUACUAAAUAAUGUGAGACAAUUAUUUAAUUAUAAAAAUGCUGAUUUGAAUACUUUAUUAUUACAUGCACAAUUAUUUGAGCAAACAGAAAUGAGCAUAAAAAUUAUUGGAGAAAAAUCUUUAAGAACUAAACAAAAUAAAAUAAAAGAAAAUGAAUGUAACAGGUUAAGAUUUUUAGCUCAACUUUACAGUUUGUGUAAUACUUGGAAUAAAGAUAAAUGUGUGUAUUACUAUGAUGAUAUACAAAAAAUAAAAUACAUUUACAAAUGGGAAUUUCUCUUUUUAAAAUUAUGUAAGACAUUUAUAGAAGAACACAAAUCCUCAUUAUAUAUUCCUAGUAAUAUAUAUAAAGAGCAAUUAUGUGGUGAAAACAAAAUUAACCCUCAUAAUGUUUUAAACUCAAUUGCAGAAAUGAGGAAAAUGAAUAAUAUGACAUAUGAUUAUUUUUAUAAAUUAUAUGAAAAAUUUGCACCAAAUUCUACUUCCACAGCUACAGUCUUAACUUCUAAUACCAAUUUUGCUAUUUGUACUAGUAAUAGUAAAUCUAAUAAUGAUAAUAUUUUCCAUAGAACUAGCAAUCAUUUGUAUAAUAUAGAAAUAAUAAAAUUGAAUUUAAAAAAAUUGCUUAAGAGUAGCAGCUCGAAUAAACAUACACCAAAUAAUAAUAUUUUAGAAAAUUGCAUUCCAAUACGUGAAGAUUUUCAAUUAAAUAAUAACCAAAAAACGUGUUGCAAUCGAAAUGAUAAGAAGGAAAUUAUUUAUCAUGGCAAAAAUCUAUUAUAUAUAAAAAAUAUGGAAAAUGAACACUUUAAUAUAUGUAUUAAUCUAAAAAAAAUCGGACGAAAUAAUUUUGUUCUUAAAGUUGUAAAGAAAAUAAAAUGUUAUAUAAGUUCAUUAAAUUUGAUAAACGCAUUUGAUUUCAAUUCAUUGCCAAUGAUUGGAUAUGAAAAUUACAAAAGCCAGUUAUUUUUUAUGAAAGGACAAAUUUUGUGCAAUUUAAAUAAGCUUAUCAUAUUUUUGCAUAAAAAUAAUUUCAUAGAAAAUAAUCGAAAGAUAAGCGUUAACAACUGUAAAGACGUAUCACAAAGUAUAUUAAAAGAUGGAGAAACUGAGGGAAUUGUUUCGCCUGAUAUAUUAGAAGAACAUAUUUGUCAGACUAAUGUGAAUAAUAAUUUAAAUAUCGAAAUAAAUCGAAAUGUGUCUGUUUUAAUAAAUGAUAUAAAUGAAAGGACAUCAACUGGGAAUCCAAAGAAAAGGAAAACAACGAAAAACGACACAAAGAAUUCAUGCAUUAAAAAGAAUGAAAAUGGUGAAAAAGAGGAUGUAGAAAUAAGCAAAAUAGAAGCAUGUAACAAAAAUAUAGAUUUUGAUGAUAAAAAAAAAAGUAAAAAUGCAACAAAAAAUAAAGAAGCAAAUAAUAGCAACAAUCAUAUUAUUAUGGAUAAUACCAUGAUAUUUGAUGAAAAUAAAUAUAAUAAUACUUGCUAUUCUAAAUGUAAUAAUAAAAAAAUUAAUAUAUUUGAUAUAGAUUUAAUUGAAGAUUGUUUUCUUACGUCUUUAAAAGUUAAUUCAAUAAGUAAUGAGUCGUGGAUUGUCUGGGCAGAUUAUUGUAAUAAAAUGUUUAAGGAAUAUAAAAAUAUAUCAUUUGGAAUUAGCUCAGUAAUAUCGUAUUUAAUAUAUUCUAGUUUAAAUAGAAAUAAAGGUUUUUAUUACUUAAGUAAUGUAUUUUAUUUGUUAAAUUAUGAUGAUAAUGAAAAUUCAAUGAUGAAAAUUUUUAAUAAAUAUAACAAUAACAUUUCUUCACAUAUAUGGUUAUUUUAUCUCCCCUUUUUACUAAACAGUGUAAAUAUUGAUAGUAGUAACUAUUUAUAUUUUCACAAAAUAUUUUGUCUCUUGAUUCGCGAAUUUCCUCAAGAUAUAUUUUAUAGCCUCAGAGCGUCUUAUAUCGAUAGAAAAAAAUCAUCAGAUUAUAUUAAGACUGGGGAUGCUGAUAAUGGUGUUUCUACGAAUCUAUGGAAUCAGAAUGAAAAAUCAAAUGAACAAAAAAGUGUGAAUAAUCUUCAAAGGACUGAUAUUAGUGAUACCAAUUUAGUAAGUAAAAAUAAUAAAGUAAAAUCUGAAAAUAUGGAUAUAAUUAAUAAUAAAGGAAACUUAGACAUGGAAAAUAAGUUGAUGAGUUCCAGGAAGCAUUACAUGAAUAUUAUGCAAAUAAACAAGAAUAAUUUGGUUAGAGAAGAAAAUGUAAAUUUUACAAAGAGCAAUGAAAAUAAUAACGUGAUUGGUGUGAAUUUUGUAAAAAAAGAAAACUCGCAUCAUGAUGAAAAUAAAAGUUGUAAUGAGCAUGAUAACAUAAAUGUGAAUAAUUGCGAUGACGUUGUAAAUCCUAUGGAUGUUCAAAAAGUAAAAAUUCGGAAGAAGAAUGCUAAAAUUAAUAAAAUUAAAUCCAUGCCCUUGGAAAUUGAAAAAAUAGAAAAUAAUGUAGACAAAAAAAAUGAGAAAAAUAUUAGUAAUUUAUUAAAUAAUUCAUAUAAUGUUAAUGAAAAAGACACAACAUAUUCUGGAAUUUAUAAAGAUGGAAUAGAACAAAUCAUGUGUGUAUUUAAGAACAUGCAAUCAGAUGUAUAUUUAUCUUUGGAUUAUAUGUGCAAUGAGAUAUUAAAAUAUACAAAAUUUCAAGCACAUGAAAAAUUAUAUUAUUUAGUAAAUAAGAUGUUGAAUCAAUGCAUAAAUUUUUCAUUUUCUAAAAUUCAUAUAUCUAAAUUCAUUCAGAAUUUUACAGAAAACAAUAUUAUAUAUAGAAUAUAUAAAUCUAAAUUAAAAUCAAAUCGCAUAUAUAGUAAAAAAUAUAGUAAUAUUAUUAGAAUUAUGAAACAGUUUUGGAAAGAAUAUAAAAAGGACAUGAAAUAUUUAAAGGAAAAAGGACGAUUAAAAAAUUUAAUUGAAGCAAAAAAUGAUAAAGCAAUAGAUUCAAAUAUCUUAGAUGAUUGUGAAAAACCAGAGAAUAAAUGUGAUGAUAUUAUAAGUAAUAUCAAAAAAAUGGAUAAUUAUUUUCUAUUGUCUGAAUUUACGAAUAUUGUAAAAAAAUGGAAAGAUAUGCUUCUUGUUAUUAUUUACUCUUUAAAAGAAAAUCCCCAAUUUCCAUAUUUUUCACACUCCUUAUGUGACAUGUUUUCCAAAUUUCCAAUAAAAAUUGAAAUGCCAGGGUUACGAUUAAAAUACAUUGGAGAACAUUUAAAUUAUAAUUAUAACUUUAAUACAUAUACCCCAUCGUAUAUUAUUAAAUUAACUCCGCCUACGUUUUUUACAAUUCGAAAUAAUUUAUGUUUGAAUAAAAUAAAUUUUUUAACAAAUGAUGGAAAUGUAUACCAUUAUACUAUAUAUCCAUGUAGUUUUAUUCAAUCUAAAUCAGAAUAUAAAUACACAUUGUUUCAAAUUUUGUUAAAUAAUAUAAUGUAUAAGUUUCCAGAAACACAAAAAAGAGGGUUAUCUCUAAGAGUAAAUAUUAACACAAUGUUGCAUCCUUUGUAUAAAUUAGUGGAAGAUAAUAUGGAAUAUAUAACUUUAAAAGAGCUUUAUAAUGACUAUGUGUUAAUGAAUAAAAAUGAAAAAUAUUUGAUAGAUAAUGUGGUGUUAUAUCAUAAAAAAUUGAUUAAAGAUUCUAUAUCAAAAUUUGUGAAAGACAAAAUUAAAUUUAUUAAAAGUACAAAGAAAAACGAAACUAAAGUGGAGAUAAAUAUUAAAUCUGACGAAUAUAAUAAUAAGAACAAUGUGAUAUUAGAAGAUGGUUUGACAAAAGAUGGAAACAUAGAGAAGAAUAUUUCGAAAAAUCAAAUUCGAGACAAUAAUAAUAAUGAAAUAGUAGGGGAAAUUGGCAUGAAAAAGAUUGACAAUGUAUGCGAGGAAAGUGGUUUAAAUACUUCGAUAAAUUUAUCAAUUGAUUAUAACUCAAUGUUAUUUGAAAAAUUAAUACACACUUUAAACGAAAAUGAAUGGUUCCGUAAAUUUAUUAAAAAUUCAGAGAAGAAAAGCUUGAAAAUACAUUAUAAAGAUAUUUCUAAAAUUGUACCAAAAAGUAUAAUGAAAGAUUACUUUUAUUCUCUUCAUAACAAUUUAGAAAGCUAUUAUAUAUUAAAUGACAAUUUUGUUAAAAAUUAUUCCCUUUUGUGCAUGUUAAAUUAUGUAUUCCUACAAUCUGACAUUUCAUUAGAUAAUAUUUUGAUCUCAAAAUAUUCAGGAAGUACAAUGUAUUUAUAUGGAUUUCCUAGUUAUAUGGAAUCAGGAAAAUACAAAGCUAAGAAAAGAAAAAAGGUUCAUGAUAUAAUCCCAUUUCGAUUAACCGCGAAUAUUCAAGAGUUCAUAGGUUUCCAAGGAUUAAAGGGAUCAUUCCCAUUAAAUUUCUAUGCAUCAAUUAUGGCAAUUAAAAAAAAUUGGAAUUAUAUCGAAAGUUUCUUAAAGCAAACAAUUUAUGAUGAUUUCUGUUCUUUAUAUAUGAAUAAAAAAAAACACAUGACGAAAAGGAGUGAUACAAUAAUAAGCACAUGUGUGAAUGCGUUUAAAAUAGAUAAGUUAGAAAAGAAUAAAAUAUUAACUAACUCAGAAUAUUGUGCCAAUGAUAUGUUUUAUCGAAUGUUAUUUUUAUAUAAUAAUAAACUAGAAAAAAUGAAUAACAAAAAUUGUUCUAAAAAAGAUGUUACACAUGUAAAACAAGUUGUGGAAAAUUUAUAUGAACAUUAUUCAGAUGUACAUGAUGUGUCGCUAUCUGAAUUAUCAUCCGAUGAAAAUAUGGAAAAUGCGAAAUUGCGAAAAGGAAAAAGCAAAAAAAUUUCUGAAAAAGAUAUUCAAAAUACGAAAGAAAAUGCAAAGGUAUCGAUAAAUAAAGAAGACAAUUUAGAUGAAAAAUACAUAUGCGACAAUAAUAGUAUAGAACCUGAGGUAAAAUGUAAAAAAAGGAAAAUACAUGUCGCUAAAAAUAAUGAAAAUAAAGACAAUGAAUAUGAUGUUCAAAAAGAAAUUGAUAAACCUAAUAAUGGUAGAAAAAAAAAACGAAAAAGUAAAAAUGAAGCUACUAUUGAUAGCGUACAAGAAAACCAGAAAGAAAACACAACUGGAGAAUUGAUAAAUGAAAAUGCUGGAGAAAAUGUUAAUAUAAAUAAAAAUAACGAUAAGGAAGAAAAUAAUAAUAAUAAAACGAAGAAAAAUAGGGAAAAAAAUCCACAAAAAAGAAACACUAACACUCGAAUUAAAGGAAAUAAUGUAAAGACGGAUGAAAAAGGAAAAUCUUCAAGAUUAAUAAAUAAAAUAAAUGCUAAAGGUGUAAAUGAAGAAAAUAUAUUAAGUGAAAAUAAAGAAAAGAUAAAAAACAUAAACCAAUACAACAUAUCUAUAUUAGAUCUAAUAGAGUUGUCAAUGGACAGAAAAUAUUUACGACAAACAAAAAGUACGUGGUUUCCUUGGUUUUGA